AUGUACUGAUAUUCCUGUGGUAAAUGAUGGCUCCCCGUUUGAUGAUGCUUUUAACAUAACAUUUUUAAGACCCUAUAAUGUGUGGGUCUGCGGCAGUUGUAAAAAGUUAUAAAACUUCACAAAUAAGUUAUUGGGAAAUCCUAUGCCCACUUUGAAUACGAGGAAGACAGUGUCAAAUACCUUGAAGCCUGAUUUGCUUUGCAGGCGUUCAUAAAGCAGUCCUGUUUUUGCCUGAUCCAAAUGCACGUUACGCUUUUUCAGGGGAGGGGGCGGGGCGUCUUUUCACCUGAAGCACCUUUGAACCUGAAAAUAAAACAUUGUUUUGAAAUGGGAUACGGAAUACAUACAAAGGUAGAACUAUAGAUGUUGUGUACUCCACUCUUUUCCGACUGAGAACCAGGGUCUCAGAUUUGGAGGUGCUAAUUUUCCUCCCAGCCGCUUCACACUCUGCUGCGAUCUCCAGUGAGAGAAGAAGAAGAAGAAGAAGAAGAAGAAUCCCCUUUUAUUGUCAUGAACAUGGAUGCACGCGCGUGUAAUUUGUUCUCUGCAUUGAACCCAUACACGUUAGUGGAACACACUGGAGCAGGGGGCAGCUGAAGCGCCCGGGGAGCAUUUCGGGGUAUCAGUGUCUUGCUCAAGGACACCACAGCCGUGAGUCCGGGGAUGUUGGCGGAUGGUCCAGUUGGGUUCUUGAACCAGGGUCCCCCGCGGUGGCAGGCGAUAAUCUUAACCAUUGGGCCACGGCUGUUGGAGAUCAUGGCUUGACGAAGCCAACAGAACCACAUCUGCAAAAAGCUUCAAUACUGAGGUCACCAAACCGGACCCCCGCUAUGCCUCGGCUGCGCCACAGAACUCCCAAAGGGACACGGUCAAACACCUUCUCUAAGUCCACAAAACACUCCCAUGCACCCUCAAGGAUCCUGCCGAGGGUGUAGGGCCGGUCCACUGUUCCACGGCCAGGACGAAAACCACACUGCUCCUCCUGAAUCUGAGAUUCGACUUCUCGACGGACCCUCCUGUCCAGCACCCCUGAAUAGACCUUACCAGGGAGGCUGAGGAGUGUGAUCCUCCUGUUGUUGGACACACCCUCUGUUCCCCAUUUUUUAAAAAGGGGGACCACCACCACCACCACCCCACUCUGCCAAUCCAGAGGCACUGUCCCCGAUGUCCACGCGAUGUUGCAGAGGCGUGUCAACCAGGACAGCCCCACAACAUCCAGAGCCUUUAGGAACUCCGGGCAAAUCUCAUCCACCCCCGGGGCCUUGCCACCGAGGAGCUUUUUAACCACCUCGGUGACCUCAACCCCAGCGACAUGAGAGCCCGCUUCAGAGAACCCAGACUCUCCUGCCUCAUGGGAAGGCGUGUCGGUGGAAUUGAGGAGGUCUUCGAAGUAUUCUCCCCGGAGAGACACAACGUCCCAAGUCAAGGUCAGCAGUGCCCCUUCCCCACUAUACACAGUGUUGAUGGUGUACUGCUUUACCCUCCUGAGACGCCGAAUGGUGGACCACAAUUUUCUUGAAGCCGUUCGGAAAUUAUUCUCCAUGGCCACACCGAACCCCUCCCACGACCCGAGUUUUUGCCUCAGCGACCACUAAAGCUGCAUUCCGCUUGGCCAGCCGGUACCCAUCAAGCUGCCUCAGGAGUCCCGCAGGGCAAAAAGGGCCGAUAGGACUCCUCCUCCAGCUUGACGGCAUCCCUCACCGCUGGUGUCCAUCGGGUUCAGGGAUUUCCGCCACGACAGGCACCGACUGCCUUACCCCCACAGCUCCGGUCGGCCGCCUCGGCAAUGGAUGCGUGGAACAUGAUCCACUCGGACUCAAUGUCCCCCGCCUCUGAAACUCUUUCUGACAGGGGAUUCAGCCAGACGUUCCCAGCAGACCCUUACAAUUUGAUUGGGCCUGCCAGGUCGGACCCGCAUCUUCCCCCACUAUCGGAGUCAACUCACCACCAGGUGGUGAUCAAUUGACAACUCCACUCCUCUCCUCACCCGAGGGUUCCAAGACAUGCGGCCGCAAGGCCGACGACAGGACCACAAAGUCGAUCACCGAACUGUGACCUAGGGUGUCCUGGUGCCAACUGCACGUGUUCGUUAUGGACAAUCCGUGGUGAACACAGAAGUCCAAUAACAGAACACCACUCGGGUUCUGAUCGGAGGGCCGUUCCUCCCAAUCACAACCCUACAGGUCUCACUGUCAUUGCACACGUGAGCAUUAAAGUCCCCCAGCAGAACGAUGGAGUCCCCAGCGGGAGCGCUCUCCAGCACCCACUCCAAGAACUCCAAAAAGGUGUGCCGUGGUAUUGAGGCAAUUAGCCUGUGGCAUUGCCUGGGAGUCAUGGAAGCCCAGAUUUCUUCUUUGUUUUUGCGUCUGGUGCCCCUCAUUUUCCUCUUGAUAAUACCCCAUCGAUUCUCAAUGGGGUUUAGAUCCGGCGAGUUGGCUGGCCAGUCAAGCACUGUGAUGGCCUGGGCAUCAAACCAGGUUUUGGUGCUUCCGGUGGUAUGGGCAUGGGCCAGGUCCUGCUGGAAGAUGAAAUCUGCAUCUCCAUACGGAGCCUCAGCAGAAGGAAUCAUGAAGUCCUCUAAAACAUUCUGGUUGACUGUUGCGGUGACCUUGGAUUUCAGAAAGAAGUUCACCAACACCGGCACUGGACAUUGCACCCCAAAUCAUGACUCGCAGUGGAUAUUUCACACUGGACCUCAAGAAGCUUUGGUUCUGUUCUUCACCAGUCUUCCUCCAAACCCUUGGACCGUGAUUCCCAGAUGAAAGAGACACUUUACUUUCAUCGGAAAAGAGGACCUCGGACCACUGGCCAAUAGUCCAGUCCUUUGUCUCCUUGGCCAAGUUGAGACGCUUCCUACGUUGGCUCAGAAGCGGCUCGACCCGAGGAACCCGACAGUUGUAGCCAAUCUCCCGGAUGCGUCUGAAUGGCUGUGACUCCCGCCUCAUUCCACUCUUUCUGGAUCUCUGCUAGAUUCUUGAAUCUUCUCUGCUGAAGCCCACGGUCCUCUCUCUGGCUUUUUGUCUUUCCGUUGAUAUGCUUGAACAGCCAGCCUCCUUAGCUAGGAACCUUGGUGUAUGACCCAUCUUAUGGAGGGUAUCGAUGAUCGUCUUCUGGCCAAUUGUCAAGUCUGAACUGAAGUCUUCCCCAUCUUGAACCUACCUGAGACAAACGUCAGUGAAAAUCUUCAUCCUGAGCGGCAGCCGUCGGUGUCCACUCGCAUCAAAGAGGAAGAGGAGGACGAAGAGGUUCAACACAUUAAAGAGGAAGAGCAGGAGGAAAUCAUCAAGGUUCCAUCGACGGGUGUCCUUUUGAAGAGCGAAGAUGGAGGUCAAAGAGAAGAGAGCAAAGGGGCGGAGCCUCCAAGCAGCAGCUCAAGUCAACACAUGACGACAGAAGGUGAUGGAGAAGACCACUGCGGAGGAUCACCGGCAGACUGUGAUGAUGAUGAACAGUUAGAAGGUGAUAAGACAUGUCACACGGAGAAAAAACUCUGGAAAUGUUCUCAAUGUAGGAAAACUUUUGCUUCCAAGAGCUAUUUCAAACAGCACAUGAACAUACACACAGGAGAGAGAAAAUUUGCCUGCUCAGUUUGUGGUCAAAGAUUCUCUCAAAAGGGAAACUUAACGAUACACACGAGAACGCACACUGGUGAGAAACCUUUUGCCUGCUCAGUUUGUGGUCAAAGUUUCUCUGAGAAGGGAACCUUAAAAAGCCACACAAGAACCCACACUGGCGAGAAACCUUUUGCCUGCUCGGUUUGUGGUCAAAAAUUCACUCAGAAGGGAACCUUAAAAAGUCACAUAAGAACGCACACUGGUGAGAAACCUUUCGCCUGCUCAGUUUGUGGUCAACGAUUUUCUGGGAAGAGCAACUUAACAAUACACACAAGAACGCACACUGGUGAGAAACCUUUUGGCUGCUCAGUUUGUGGUCAACGAUUCUCCGGUAAGAGCAUCUUAACAAUACACACAAGAACCCACACUGGCGAGAAACCUUUUUCCUGCACAGUUUGUGGUCAAAGAUUCUAUCAAAAGGGACACUUAACAAUACACACAAGAACCCACACUGGCGAGAAACCUUUUUCCUGCUCAUUUUGUGGUCAGAGAUUCUCUGAAAAGGGCAAGUUAAAAAUGCACACAAGGACCCACACUGGUGAGAAACCUUUUUCCUGCUCAGUUUGUGGUCAAAGAUUCACUCGGAAUGGACACUUAAAAACGCACACAAGAACGCACACUGGAGAGAAACCUUUUUCCUGCUCAGUUUGCGGUCAAAGAUUCUCUGCUAAGGAAAGCUUAAAAUUACACACAAGGACCCACACUGGUGAGAAACCUUUUUCCUGCUCGGUUUGUGGUCAAAGAUUCUCUCAUAAGAAUCGGGUUAAGGCACACAAGUGUGCUGGGGAGAAUAGCAGUGCUCAAGAAGCUUUUUUUUGAUGAAACUGUAAAUGAAAAGUAAUUACUAUGUUACUGACCCCAAAAAAAAUCUCCAUUCUUGUAUUCUGUGUACCAGCUUUUAUUGUAUCUUCUUGUUUCCCAUAUAUUUUCGAAAAGCCUCCUGCGGGCAAAUGUUGAGAAUUGAAUUGAUGCACCACAAGUGUGUCGCACGUGUGUGUAUGUCUGCAUACGGUGGGUACGGAAAGUAUUCAGACCCCCUUUAAAAUGUUCACUGUUAUAUUGUAGCCAUUUGCUACAAUCAUUUCAAUUCUUUUUUCCUCAAUGUACACAGCACCCCAUAUUGACCAGAAUUAUUUUUUUUUUUUUUACAUUUUUGCAGAUUUACUAAAAAAAAGAACUGAAAUAUCACAUGGCCAUAAGUAUUCAGGCCCGUAGCUCGGUAUUGAGUAGAAGCCCCCUUUUCAGCUAAUACAGCCAUGAGUCCUUUUGGGAAUGAUGCAACCAGUUUUUCACACCUGGAUUUGGGGAUCCUCUGCCAUCCCCCCUCGCAGAUCCUCUCCAGUUCUGUCGGGUCGGAUGGUGAACGAUGGUGGACCGCUAUUGACGUGAAAAUGUCACCAGAUGUUGGGAACAACCCAAGUCAUCCAUCCAUACAAAUAAGAUCAGAAAUUCACUUGUGUAAAAAGGUGAAAUGACGCAGGGAGAAGGUAGUGAAAACGCCAAUGGUAUUUCUUUCAUACUUUGCACCAAAGCCUUUGUUUGCAAUGACAGCUUCCUGUAUGGAGAAACUAGUCGCAUGCAUUGCUCUGUGGUGAUUUUGGCCCAUCCCUCCACACGAGCAGGCUUCAAAUCGUGACGGUCCCGUGGGCUUCUUUUAUGGACCUUGAGUUUCAGUUCUUUCUGUAGAUUUUCGAUUGUUUUUAGGGUGAUGUGCAGUGCCAUUUGUCCUCCAAACGUGGUGUGCACUAUGGCAACCAAACAGUUCAAUUAUAUUCUCCCAGUAUUUAACUGGCUGGUCCAAAUGUUGCUCAGCAGGGGUUGCCUGAAAAUUUCUCAGUCAUGACAAUCACUCGUCACACAUUUCUUGAGCUCAGCGUGUUAAGUAGGCAUUACUCUUAUUACAAAUUCAAUUAAAAAGUAUAUUUAAACUCAAAAACUGAAGUUCUUUGUUCGUUCCUGAAUCUGUCUGUCUGAAAAUGUCUUUCAAAUCAUGAGAAGCACAGCAGGCGAACUUGACAAUCUUCCUCAUAAACUGCAACUGGCCAAAUAAAACGAAGUUGGCACUUACAAGCCCAAUUCCAAUGAAGUUGGGACGUUGUGUUAAACAUAAAUACAAAUGAUUUGCAAACCAUAUUCCACCUAUAUUGAAUUGAAUAUACUAUACAAAGACAAGUUAUUUCAUGUUCAAACUGAUCAACUUGAUUGAUUUUAGAAAAGAAUCAUUAACUUGGAAUUUGAUGGCUGGAACACGUUCCCAAAAAGCUGGGACAGACGGGGUCAUGUUUACCACGGUCUUACAUCACCUUUUCUUUCAACAA
Messenger RNA from Phyllopteryx taeniolatus (common seadragon), 5932 nucleotides. Its product is annotated as gastrula zinc finger protein XlCGF17.1-like. The record is from RefSeq and is a predicted model, not a curated record. Gene Ontology annotation, biological process: regulation of transcription by RNA polymerase II. NCBI's taxonomy places the organism in Eukaryota, Metazoa, Chordata, Actinopteri, Syngnathiformes, Syngnathidae. The transcript is spliced from 2 exons. The coding region runs from base 3384 to 4433 and encodes 349 amino acids. Gene Ontology annotation, molecular function: DNA-binding transcription factor activity; RNA polymerase II cis-regulatory region sequence-specific DNA binding. Gene Ontology annotation, cellular component: nucleus.